Acinonyx jubatus (cheetah) is the source of this 336-nucleotide messenger RNA. RefSeq names its product cytochrome c-like. Gene Ontology annotation, biological process: mitochondrial electron transport, cytochrome c to oxygen; mitochondrial electron transport, ubiquinol to cytochrome c. The transcript has a single exon. The coding region runs from base 1 to 282 and encodes 93 amino acids. Gene Ontology annotation, cellular component: mitochondrial intermembrane space. Gene Ontology annotation, molecular function: heme binding; electron transfer activity. Lineage: Eukaryota; Metazoa; Chordata; Mammalia; Carnivora; Felidae. The record is from RefSeq and is a predicted model, not a curated record.
AUGGGUGACGUUGAGCAGGGCAAGAUUUUUGUUCAGAAGUGUGCCCAGCGCCAUGACGCGGAAAAGGGCGGCAAGCACAAGACUGGGCCAAAUCUCCAUGGUUUAUUUGGGUGGAAGGCAGGUCAAACCCCUGGAUUUUCUUACAUGGAUGCCAACCAGACCAAAGGCACCUCCUGGGGAGAGGAGACACUGAUGAAGUAUUUGGAGAAUCCCAAGAAGUACAUCCCUGAAACAAAAAUGAUCUUUGCUGGCAUUAAGAAGGCAAGGGAAAGAGCAGACUAGAUAGCUUAUCUCAAAAAAGCCACUAAGGAGUAAUAGUUAGCCUUUGCCUUAUUG